CAUCAAGCUGUUUUAAACGUACUAUACGUGGGGGUUUAAGGCAAGUUCAAUAAAUGGAGUGUUUUUUUAAUGUGUAGAAAUGGCGACAAAUAUUUGGGCGUUUACCCAAAAAUUGUCCAAGCAACACACCUCGGAAUCCCGUAAAAACGUUUCGUGUUAUUCAUCAAAAAGUUGUUUAGUUUCACCAAGUGCAGGGAAUUGGACUUAUGAUGUGGUUGAACCAUUUGAUUACGAAGAGUUUUUACUUCAAUAUCAAAUUUUAAUUGAAAGGGAACCUUUAAGAGGAAUUUUAGAUUUUCCACCCAAUGAUGUUGAUAUUAAAUAUAUCGAGAGGCCAAUACGUACAUUGCAACCUAUUAUUCCAGAAGAAAAACUUGAUGUUUUGUCCCCACAUGUUAAAGCAUGUAUUCGUUGCUACACAUCAGAUUGGAAAAUCGUUAAAUAUCAAAAUAGGAAUUACAGCAGUACUAUUGGACCAAGGGUGAAUUUGCCAUUAAAUCUUAGUGUUAAACAAGAAUUUGAAGAUGAUUAUCAAGGUGGUCCAACUGAAUCAAACAGUGAAGUUGAUAUACAAUCAAUAUCAAGUAGUGAACGACAAAGUGUGAUUUCAAUGGGAUCAAGUGUAUCAUCAUGUGGAGAUACUUUAACCCCGAGGAAUUCUUGGGCUUCUUUGGAUUUAAGACAUUUAGCUGGGGAUCCAUUAAUUACAGAAAUUUUGGAACAUUUUUCACCAGAAAUUUUAGACCAACUGAAUGAAUCUCGCCGACAAGUAGAGAGACAAGAAUCUCUUUUCGUUUUAAGCCCACCUAACGAAGAUACAGAGCCAAUUGAGCGCAGACUUCCUGCUUUACCACCUUCUGAACAUGUUGGGCACAGAAUCCUAGUGAAAUGUCUUCAAUUAACUUUGGAAUUGGAAGUUGAACCUCUUUUUGCUUCGAUGGCUCUUUAUGACGCAAAAGAACGUAAAAAAGUUUCCGAAACAUUUUAUUUCGAUUUAAAUCCAGAAAGUUUAAAAAGAAUGCUUGGCGAUCACAUUCCUUAUAGCGAUACUAGUACUUUAGCGAGAGCUUGUGCUUUCGAUGUUUCGUACCCCUCCGCGGAUUUAUUUAUUGUGAUUAGACUUGAAAAAGUGCUUCAAGGUGAUAUUAACGAUUGCAUCGAACCGUAUUUAAAAGACGAUAAAAAUAGGGAAAAAUUAAAAAGUAAUGCCGUUUCCGUUUGUGAGCGAUUAGGAAAAUAUCGCCAACCGUUCGCUUGGACCGCAAUUUAUUUAAUGAACAUUAUUAACGGUGGGAAUUCUUUAGAUAGGGACGAAAAAGAUUAUUGCGGAACAUCAAAUACAAAUAGUUUAGAUCGAAAAACGUCGAGUAGCGGAUUGGAGCAACUUCGAAAACGCGCUUCUGACAUGGGAACUUUAACUCGGAGGGGUUCGUUAGAAAGACGUUCGGAGAAACGUCGAUCGUGGUCCCCGGAUCAUUUGGCGAAUAGUUUGGAUAAUUUUCGCCCGAUUACUUUGACGAUGUCAUCGUUUUUUAAACAAGAGCCCGAAAAAAUGAAAGACGAAGAUCUUUACAAAUGCCUCUUAGAAUUUAAAAAACCGAAUUUAAUUUUUAAAAAAUUAAAAUGUAUUCCUGCAACGCUAAAAUUAGAUAUCUCACCAAUGCCGGUUGAUACCAAAAAUUGUUUAACACCCGAAUUAAUGAAAUUACAUCCUUACAUGGAUGAUAAAUGUCGACCUGUUAAAGAAUUGCUCGAGUUUCCGGUUAAAGAAAUUUUAACUCCUCAUUAUGUGUAUCGAAAUUUAUUAUUUGUAAAUCCUAAAGAGUUAAAUUUUUCAAAUCGAACUGGUUCGGCUAGAAAUUUAACGGUGAAAGUGCAAUUAAUGGCCGGGGAGGAAAUUGGAAACGCUUUAAAUAGCAUUUUUGGAAAAUCUAGUUGCCCCGAAAUGGCUAAUGAAGCUUACACGACCGUUACAUACCAUAAUAAAUGCCCAUCAUUUUACGAUGAAAUCAAAAUAAAACUACCAGCCGCUUUAGAAGAUAAACACCAUUUAUUAUUCACAUUUUAUCACAUUUCUUGUCAAAAGAAAUUGGAACAACCCACCGUUGAUACCCCUGUUGGUUACACUUGGUUACCUUUAUUACGAGAUGGUCGACUCGUUUCUGGAGAAUUUUCUUUACCAAUUAUGUUGGAUCAACUCCCUGCAAAUUAUAGUUAUAUCCCACCUGAUGUUUGUUUACCAUCAACGCGUUGGUUAGAUAACCAUAAAGGAUUAUUUACGGUCGUUUUAGACACAACAUCUUCAAUUCACACUCAAGAUCCUGCAAUUGAACGAUUCUUCUCAGCUUACGAUUACGUGUACGCAGGAUGUAUUCCAAGUAGAUUAGGCGAAAGCGGUGUUGAAGCUGAAUUACGAUCGUCAAUGAUCGGUUUAGAAAACGCACAACCCGAAGCGAUUAUAAGAAACUUAACUGUUAUUUUAGACAGUAUCAUUCAAUUAUUAGUACAACCACCGAAAGUAAGUGGACACAUUUUGAACGUAAGAAAUACAAGCUUUGAAGCGUUAUGUCUCUUAUUGGAUAAAAUUUCAAAUACAGUUAAUUUACAAAAAGAUUCCCAUGGAAGAGAUUAUUUAUUAGCUACUUACAUUCAUUAUCAAUGUUAUUUACCACAUCCUUUAAAUGAAGAAUUAAAUGAAACUUCCAAUUUAAUGCGUUCAUCUUCUAAUCCUGAUUUAGAAGUGUCACAUUAUAAUUCGAGAACGUUAGAUCGAGCUUCGAGUAUGCGUGCGACUACGAAUGAUGAACACAGUAUUUAUGCGAUUGCUUAUCAAAGAAUUGUGCAUCAAGAAUUGAUUUCGCACUGGGUAAUUGCAGAUACUCGUACUAAAGAACUUUCAAUGAAGAAUGCGUGGUUUUUAUUUGAAUUGAUCGUAAAAAGUAUGAUUGAACAUCUUAAUUACACAAGGAGUUUAAAUAUGGCGCGAAAAAUACGAUUCCCCGAACAAUUUCUCGACGAUAUAAUGACACUUUUGCAAUCGGUUAUUUCAGAAAUUAUAUCUUAUUCAAUGGAGAAUAAUAGAAAAGCUAAUAAAUUAAACGACGCUUUAGCGUUUUUCAUUUUUGAUUUAUUUUCGAUUUGUGAUCGCGGAUUUGUCAUGCAACUAAUAAGGCUGUAUAUAAAACAAACUCAAUCGAAAAUAUCAUCAAUUCAAGAUCCAUCGAUUUUAAUUACAUUGAAAUUAGAAUUUGUACGAAUAAUUUGUAGCCACGAAUAUUACGUACCUUUAAAUUUACCUUUUGCGACUCCUUUUAUGUCUUUGAGUGGUGCUAGCGUUUCGCCCAGUCCAAGUGUAACUAGUUCAACGAGUCAAAAUUCGUUUUUAUCCGGUGCUCCGGCUAGUCAAGAAAGAGCGAGUACUUUCGCUGAAUUAACCACGGAAUAUCGUCAACAUCAUUAUUUAACCGGAUUAAUUUUAACCGAUUUAGUGGCGGUUCUUUCUGAACCUUGUCAUUCUGGGUUGCAUCAAAAAGCGGUUGAUAUUUUGAGAUAUUUGAUGUAUUGGCAUGAUACAGAUCCGAGGUAUUCAUCGCCUGAUGCUAAAAAACGCGUCGCAGCGCUUUAUUUACCUUUAUUGAACAUCGCCAUGGACGUUUUACCUUUAAUGGAUGUAACUGAUAAGAAUGAUAAAUAUUUAUUUGAAGAGGGUACAUUAACAUCAACGAAAAGUCACUCGGUUACUAUAACAGCUAUUAAUAGUGAAGUAACAAAAACUUUUCUUACUUGCGUUUUGUGGCUAUUAAAAAAUAUCGAUCAAGAAUCUCUUUCGCAAUGGUUAGGUGAGUUAAGAGCACCUCGUUUAGCGAUUAUGUUGCAAUUAUUGGACGCUUGCGCUAAUUGUUUUGAAUACAAACCUCAUAAAAGAACUCAACCGGCCGGUUAUGUACAACAACAAGUAGUCGAUGUUAAAUCUCGUUUAGAAGAUAUGAUUUUGGGGCAGGGAUCCGCGAGGGAAAUGAUGCAAAAACGUAAAAGUAAUAAUCAACAAAACACCGAAAAAUUACGUUGGAAGAAAGCGAAUCGUUUGGGGAAUGAUUACGUUGAAAAAACGAAAGAGGAUGUUUUAACUGAUUCUCAUUUAGAGGGGAUGUUGGCCACGGAGGCUUCGUUUAUUAUAUUGGAUGCUUUGGAACGAUGCGUUUCAACAAUCGCGCAAUGGGAUUCGCAACAAAAUUUGAUCGGUUUGGCUUUAACCGUUUUAUUACACGCGUUGGGAAAGAAUCAAAGCAUUACGGUUUUACCCCAUAUUUUUGCUUCACAAAGAAGUCUUGUUUAUAAGUUUCAUAGCGCAUUAUUCGACGAUGAAAGUAAUCAUUGCGCAAAAUUAUGUCUACUUCUUUUAAAACAUUGCGGAUCAAAUCUUCCAUCCGUGCGAUCUCAAGCUGCCGCUUCUUUGUAUUUAUUAAUGAGACAAACGUUUCAAAUUGGCAAUAAUUUUGCAAGAGUAAAAAUGCAAGUAACGAUGUCAUUAAGUAAAUUAGUGGGUACUUCAUCAUCAUUUAGCGAUGAUUCCUUAAGAAGAUCAUUAAAAACGAUCUUAGAGUAUGGAGAACGCGAUAAUGAUCUAAUUGAUACAAGUUUUCCCGAACAAGUUCGUGAUCUCGUUUUUAAUCUUCACAUGAUUCUCUCAGACACAGUUAAAAUGAAAGAAUUCCAAGAUGACCCGGAAAUGCUGUUAGAUUUAAUGUAUCGUAUCGCUAAAGGAUAUCAAAAUUCCCCCGAACUCCGAUUAACUUGGCUCGAUAGUAUGGCACAAAAGCAUAAAGAAAGAGGUAAUUUUUGUGAAGCUGGUAUGUGUUGUUUACAUUCCGCAGCUUUGGUAGCUGAAUAUUUAGCAAUGUUAGAACCGUUACCUCAUUUACCCGAUGGGGCCGCUACGUUAGAAAAAGUUAGUCCGAAUGUUCUUGAAGAAAGCGCCGUUUCCGAUGAUGUUUUAAGCCCGGAUCGAGAAGAAGGUUGUUUGGGAUUUUCUGAGGGGCGUUUAAUGAAACUUUUAGAGCAAGCUUCUGGGCAUUUAUAUGCCGGUGCUAUGUAUGAACCUAUGAACGAUAUUUAUAGCGUUUUAAUUCCCAUUGCUGAGAAUAACAGAGAUUUUAAAAAAUUAGCUUAUAUCCAUGGAAAAUUACAUGAUGCGUACACAAAAAUCGAUCAGUUACAUGGAAAAAGACUGUUUGGAACUUAUUUUAGAGUGGGAUUUUAUGGAUUGAAGUUUGGGGAUUUAGAUGGGGAAGAAUUUAUUUAUAAAGAACCUAAUUUAACGAAGCUCCCAGAGAUUUUUAGUCGAUUAGAGAAUUUUUAUGCUGAAAGAUUCGGGUCUGAAAACACCGUAAUAAUAAAAGAUUCCAACAUAGUAGAUAUAAGCAAUUUGGAUCCUGAAAAAGCUUACAUUCAAAUAACUUACGUCGAGCCAUAUUUUGAACCACACGAAUUACGACGAAGACAAACUCAUUUUGACAAAAACUACAAUAUAAAACGAUUUAUGUACGCAACUCCGUUCACUACAACCGGUCGAGCUCAUGGUGAAUUACACGAGCAAUACAAAAGAAAAACUAUUUUAACAACAUCCGUACAUUUUCCUUAUGUAAAAACGAGGAUCCAAGUCGUUCAUAGAACACAAAUCAUUUUAACUCCCAUCGAAGUCGCAAUCGAAGAUAUUCAAAAGAAAACGGCUGAAUUAGCGGCUGCUACUUUACAAGAACCGGCUGAUCCGAAAAUAUUACAGAUGGUUCUUCAAGGUUGUAUUGGCACAACGGUGAAUCAAGGUCCUUUAGAAAUGGCGAUGACAUUUUUACCUUGCGAUGGAAAACCUUUGACUCUACAUCAAAAUAAAUUGAGGCUAUGUUUCAAGGAUUUCUCUAAAAGGUGUAGUGAUGCAUUGAAAAAGAAUAAAAAUUUGAUCGGUUCUGAUCAAAGGGAUUAUCAAAAAGAGCUUGAAAAAAAUUACCGCCAGUUUACCGAAAAAUUACAACCUCUGGUUAAUCCACAAAAUUUAACUAUUAUACCUUCUUCUACAUCUUCUAGUCCUUCGAAAUAUCGUAAUAAUGAAUCUGGUUCUUUGAGAUGGUGAAAA
Molecule: messenger RNA, 6130 nt
Organism: Onthophagus taurus
Lineage: Eukaryota; Metazoa; Arthropoda; Insecta; Coleoptera; Scarabaeidae
Gene: Zir
Product: dedicator of cytokinesis
Biological process (GO): small GTPase-mediated signal transduction; positive regulation of GTPase activity
Molecular function (GO): guanyl-nucleotide exchange factor activity
Source: RefSeq, a predicted model, not a curated record